AUGGAGCUGAAUGAACACCACAAGAAAUGGCAUACAGGAGAGCAGUUCCCUGAUGCCUCCAGUAACAGAGAGCAGUUCCCUGAUGCCUCCAGUAACAGAGAGCAGUUCCCUGAUGCCUCCAGUAACAGAGAGCAGUUCCCUGAUGCCUCCAGUAACAGAGAGCAGUUCCCUGAUGCCUCCAGUAACAGAGAGCAGUUCCCUGAUGCCUCCAGUAACAGAGAGCAGCUCCUGAUGCCUCCAAGAGCAGUUCCUGAUGCCUCCAGUAACAGAGAGCAGUUCCCUGAUGCCCCCAGUAACAGAGAGAAGUUCCCUGAUGCCUCCAGUAACAGAGAGCAGUUCCCUGAUGCCUCCAGUAACAGAGAGCAGUUCCCUGAUGCCCUCAGUAACAGAGAGAAGUUCCCUGAUGCCUCCAGUAACAGAGAGCAGUUCCCUGAUGCCUCCAGUAACAGAGAGCAAUGCCCUGAUGCCUCCAGUAACAGAGAGCAAUGCCCUGAUGCCUUCAGUAACAGAGAACAAUGCCCUGAUGCUCUCAGUAACAGAGAGCAGCUCCCUGAUGCCUCCAGUAACAGAGAGCAAUGCCCUGAUGCCCUCAGUAACAGAGAACAAUGCCCUGAUACCCCUGUCAACAGACCAGACACGGGGGACCAAUGCCCUGAUGCCCACAGUAGCAUACCUGACUCGGGGGAGCAAUGCCCUGAUGCCCACAGUACCAUACCAGAAACGGGGGAGGAAUGCCCUGAUACCCCUGUUAACAGACCAGACACAGAGGAACCAUGCCCUGAUGCACCUGUUAACAGAGAGCAAUGCCCUGACACUGGGGUUAAGAAUGAUAACACUGGCCGCACCACUUUCUCUGAUACUGACAGGAGCCGUGUGUCUAGGGUGACCUUCUCUGGGUUGGAGACACCAGCAGUGCUUCGGGACAGCCCUCACAGACGCAGGGACAGAGCGGCUCUCAGGAAGUCUGUACCACAAGUUUCAUCUACCAAGGAGAG
Homarus americanus (American lobster) is the source of this 995-nucleotide messenger RNA. RefSeq lists its product as uncharacterized. Lineage: Eukaryota; Metazoa; Arthropoda; Malacostraca; Decapoda; Nephropidae. The record is from RefSeq and is a predicted model, not a curated record.